This is a messenger RNA of Megalops cyprinoides (Indo-Pacific tarpon), 2043 nucleotides long. Its product is annotated as sideroflexin-2-like. Bases 73 to 1035 code for a protein of 320 amino acids. Lineage: Eukaryota; Metazoa; Chordata; Actinopteri; Elopiformes; Megalopidae. Gene Ontology annotation, molecular function: monoatomic ion transmembrane transporter activity. The transcript is spliced from 12 exons. Gene Ontology annotation, biological process: monoatomic ion transport; serine import into mitochondrion. Gene Ontology annotation, cellular component: mitochondrial inner membrane. The record is from RefSeq and is a predicted model, not a curated record.
AUUGCUGUUCGAACAAUUUUUGUAGAACUUCUGCAACAGAGUGCACAUCAAAACUGGCAAAGGACAAGACAGAUGGCAGUGAGCGGCUUCGAUAUCGAUGCCCCACGCUGGGAUCAGAGCACCUUUGUGGGGCGACUCAAGCACUUCUUCAAUAUCACUGACUGUCGCACAGCCCUGCUGCCCGAUGCCAAAUUGGACGAGGCCAAGGCACUAGUCGAGAGCUGCAGAGCUGGCAGCGUUCCCCCAGGAACCACAGUGGAACAGCUGCAUUACGCUAAGAAGCUGUAUGACUCUGCCUUCCACCCCGACACUGGCGAGCGCAUGAACCUGAUUGGCCGGAUGUCCUUCCAGGUGCCAGGUGGGAUGGCCAUCACAGGCUUCAUGCUGCAGUUCUACAGGACGGUGCCUGCCGUGGUGUUCUGGCAGUGGGUGAACCAGUCCUUCAAUGCCUUGGUCAACUACACCAACCGCAACGCUGCCUCCCCCAUCACACCUAAGCAGAUCGGCGUGGCCUACGUGACAGCAACCAGCACAGCUUUAGCCACAGCUGUUGGGCUAAACCUGUACACCAAGAAAGCUCCUCCGCUGGUGGCUCGCUGGGUACCAUUCGCAGCGGUCGCUGCUGCCAACUGCGUCAACAUCCCCAUGAUGCGACAGCAGGAGAUCCUCAAUGGCAUUGCCGUCACAGACGAGAACGGGAACAAGCUGGGCCACUCGCAGAAAGCUGCCAUCAAAGGCAUCACACAGGUGGUCAUCUCCCGUGUAACCAUGGCAGCCCCUGGCAUGAUCAUCCUACCCAUAAUCAUGCAGAGAUUGGAGAAGUACAAGUUUAUGCAGAGGAUCACGUUUCUCCAUGGACCAUUACAAGUGAUGAUGGUGGGAGUGUUCCUCAUCUUCAUGGUGCCUGCUGCCUGCUCACUUUUUCCUCAGAACUGCUCCAUGGCCGUAUCCAAGCUGGAGCCAGAGCUGAGAGACUCCAUUGUGUCUCAGUACGGGGAAAGCGUCCGUUACGUGUACUUCAACAAGGGCCUGUGAAACUGCGCCACCUGGUUCCAAGGCAAGCCCGAAAUAACGGAAACGCCACCAUCAACCGAUGGGGGGAGUGAGGGGGAGACCAAAGACCCAGCAACCAUGUUUACCUUCUCAGGAUUCAUAUUCACGUACCCCCCAGGAGAAUCGAGCUGACAGAGAGUAGUUUUAAAUGUUUUAGUUGUGUUCGCCAACGAAUGUGUGUCAGGACCUCAGAGUGUUUCAUAGAUCGAAUCGGACAGCCUACCGCAGCAUGUGGAUCAGUCUGCAUGGCACAGGCCCUGAACCUUCUCAUUCCCAGUCGUCUGAAUAUAUCUGCUUGCCCUGAAAGGUUAACGUGCAUAAUCUGGAACAGUGGUUCUUUAGCUAUGGAUCAGGAUCCAAAAUGGGUCCCAGUGAAGUUUGGACUGGGUCAUAGAAAGAAGAAAUGAGCUUGGAAGAAAUUAAAAUGAGUGAGGUUUAUACCUUCACCACUGUGUAAGAGCAGAAUAUAUUUUUGCCUCUCCAAAAGAGAAAUUUGUUUAACAGUGAAAGAUUUAUUAGUAUUAUUGCAUAUAUAGUACUGUCAUAUUGAAGAUGCAUAUAGACUAACUUAACUGUAAAUGAAUAUAAACUGUCAUUACAAUUACUGCAUUCAGGAGAGACCCGCUUGGUUUGGGCAGCUGAGAGUAAUCUUUAAAUACUGAUAUUCAGAUAUCCCAAAAAGAAUAUUUUUUUCUACAUGUUAUUUCUCACCUGUUAAAUAUGCUUUUGCAUCACUGUGAUUGAAAGAGAGGUCAUUGCAUUUUUAAUUGAGUUCUAGAGACAACUAACACAACUUGAAGCAUCUUGUGUCUACCACAGAGAGCAACAUUGUACAAUUUGUCAUGGCAACCACUGUGGCCUAUGGGUUAAGAGAAUAUUCUGUGACUUCUACAGUAGCUGGAUCAGUACAGUUUGACCAACUUACCUCCAAAUCACCUGCCUUAAAAAUAAAGCUUUUGAGGGUUUUUUUGUGCCUUUAAGAAGAUGUGA